CACAACGUUUCCGGCAAAAUAUCACCUCUCUGUUACCAGCUAGGCUGUUCUCAACAGCGACAUGGCCUCAGCUCCAGCACAACAGCCCACCCUGACAGUUGAGCAGACCAGAGUGGUGCUGAGUGAGGUGAUCCAGGCCUUCUCCGUACCAGAAAACGCCGCCCGGAUGGAUGAGGCUCGAGAAAGUGCCUGCAACGACAUGGGAAAGAUGCUGCAGCUCGUGCUGCCGGUGGCCACGCAGAUUCAGCAGGAGGUUAUCAAAGCUUACGGAUUCAACAACGAAGGAGAGGGCGUUCUAAAAUUUGCCAGACUGGUGAAAAUGUAUGAAACCCAGGACCCUGAAAUUGCAGCCAUGUCGGCAAAACUCAAGUCUCUCCUCCUGCCGCCUCUGUCCACACCACCUAUAGGAGGCGCCAUUCCAGCUUCAUAACUUUCAUGGUUCCUUUCAUUUAUUAUUAAUGCUUUGAAUCUGUGCAACUGUUCUGUCAUUCUGACAUCAAGUCUGGAGUUUAUAGAAAAGUUAUUUUGAAACUACAGCUACAGCAUUACAAACAACCCACAUUAUGUACAUGAUGGUUUCUUGCUAAACUUGUUAAAUUAUUCCUUUUGAAAUGUUUCAGUAUGUUACAUAGCGACAAUUUCCUCAUGUUACUGAACCGUAAAACAUUAUUUUAAUGCCAUAUUUUACAUUAUUUUAAUUGUUUUUAUAUUCUGUCAAUUGUAUCAAUGUCUAUUUUUUGUUUUUGUCAUAGUGGGGUCCAAAAGUGUAUAUUAAUAUUAAACCAUUUUCUGUAAAUGUGUGUGUGGUAAUGAUGAAAAAAAUAAAUUAAAUUAUACAUAACUUUAUUAUUGCAAUAAGGCUUUGGCAGCAACAUCAUCAUACAUUUACCAUGUUUUAAAAAAAAUUACACACAUUUACAUAUAUACAUGUCCUCCAAGGCAACUCUCCUCAGCGUCUCAAAACAUCACAUUUACAGAAAAUAAAAUCUGUCCCCUUAUUUUUUUUUGUUUUAUACUUCUGGGUGCAUGCACACAUGAUGAUGCUGUAUCAUGGCAGACUAAAAAAGGCAAGUUAUUAGUCCAGAUAAAUAAAACAUCAAUGCCUCAGAUUCCGAAAUCAUUCACUUAAAAAUCAUAAAGUGCUCUGUACAAAAAUGAGGCAAAACGGUGCAAAACGGCACCAAAUGUGAAACAAAUUGUAAAAUACUUUGUGUCCUGUGCUUACUCACCCAGCACCUAUUUUAAAUUCUGUGCCACCACAAUGUAUGUAGAAAAAUUAAAACAUUUUGUUAUGUUUUUGUCA
Molecule: messenger RNA, 1303 nt
Organism: Solea solea (common sole)
Lineage: Eukaryota; Metazoa; Chordata; Actinopteri; Pleuronectiformes; Soleidae
Gene: grcc10
Product: gene rich cluster, C10 gene
Exons: 4
Coding region: 62-430 (122 amino acids)
Biological process (GO): post-embryonic development
Source: RefSeq, a predicted model, not a curated record